UUAACAUGGCGGACUCCGUGUAAGUCGCGUUAACUCCGGAAAGCUUCGUGUGAUUUAACUGAACCGACGCGUACAGACCAUGAACGUACCGAGCUGUGUGUUCUGUGUUGAGCGGUGUGUGUAGCACCGGCCCCGGUGUGUGUCCGUCAGCCGGCAGCGUCCAUUCUUCACCGGUUAGGAAAGGUCUCAGCAGGCCGUCUGUGUGUAGCAGUGGAGGGAGGAUGAGCAGCCCGGGCCCCAGCAGUGGGACCAGCAGUGGGACCAGCAGACCAGCUGAGCUCUUUGAGGAUUUGUGGAGACAGCUUGGACAGUGCCACCAGAGCGCACUUGAAGAACUGGAGGCAAAAGUGAGCAAGCUGAAAAAGGAACGCUGUUUAGAUGCUCAGAGGCUGGAGGUGUUUUACAACCGCAACCAGCAGCUGAAGGAGCAAAACAAAACGCUGCAGGAUGCCGUCAGUCUCUUGGAGGACAGGCUCCGAGCAGGAGAGUGUGAUCACUGCACCAUCUUAGAGGAGAACCUGAAAAACAUCCAGGACCAGAAUCUGCACCUCAUCACGAAACUGAAGAAUGAAAGAAACAGCCUCGAGGAUGAAAACAGGAAACUACACGAUGAACUGCAGAAAUUAAAGAUGUCUGGCUCAGAGCUCCAGCAGGCAUCAACCCCAGACCAGGAGGAAGGCAUCAUCCCAGACUCACCUGUCCUGCCGAGCUCGCUGCCCGUGGUAAACAAACUGAAGAAACUGAAAAAGACGGACAAAGCCAGCCGUGUUCGCUAUGCAGAGCUGCCUUUACCACAGGCCAACAACUCACUGUUCAGGGAGCUGAAUAAGGAGCCUGUCGAUGCCUCCAAGAAUCCUGGAAGAGCAGAAGUGCUCGUACCCAACACAUGUGAUCUGGACACAUCCCAAACCUCAAACGCCGUGGAUCACGAUGUGGAAGAGGCGAUCGCAGAAACCUGUGGCCUCGAAUUUGUUGAAAAGCAUCACGUGAAAACCGAGACGACUGCAGGGCAGCAGCGCAGCUUAAAAAAUCCCUGGAGGAACAACGUUCGUUUAAACCUGGUCCACAGUCCGGACUCGAGCACAGAAAGGUCGCCGUCUCUUCUCCCCCGACUCAAGAGGCUCUCAGAAGAUGGAUCCAUUAACACUGCAAAACGGAAGAAGGAGGAAAGUGAGCCGGGAGUGCAGGAGGGGGAGGGCGAACACGUGCGAUCUGAACCGACCAAACAGACGUCCACGUCUUCGAGCAGUCAAAGCUUCAUGAAGCCUCUGGACAGAAAGGUUCAGUCAGUCCAGAAUGGGGCUUCCAGCCAAAGGCCAGAUGUUUCUUGUGCAAGUCCUGAUUUCAAGAAGCCGAACGGGAAGGUUAAAGGAGAUGGGGGACGUGUUGGGAAGAAGAGACACCCCCUGCAGGAUCUGAGCACUUCACAUGACCGGCAUGAAGCAGAAGACGCUGAGAGGAAGCACAGAGUGGAGCCUAUGUGGAGCAUUGACCCUGCACUCGCUCUGUCCAUGCAUGACAGUGAGUGGAGAGGAGACGAGGAAAAAGAGGAACCGUGUCCUGGAGAACUGGAAGACACCGACUGCACGUGGGUCAGUCACAGCGUACUGCAGGACAGGAGGGACAGUGUGUCUGGACUCGGCGUGAAGGUAAACGACAGUCUGGACCUGAUGUUCGACAUCACAGCUUACGGGGAGUACAAGUCCUGCAACAGUUCACACCUAGGCCAAAGCCAGGCCUGUGACGAGGAGGAGGAGGAGGAAGACGAGGAUGAGGACUGUGAACCGGGUUCUCCUGAGAACACUUCAGGCCAGAGUAAAGCUCAACACCCGACGUUUGCACAUGUGGCAGUGGUUCGCAAGAAAGACGAGAGAAGAAAACUGAAGGGCACGACCUGCAAGGAAUGUGAAACAUAUUACGCUCAUCUCCCAGAGGAGGAGAAACAGAAGAAGCUGACCUCAUGUUCGAGGCACCGUUUCCUUUACAUCCCUCCCUGUACUCCUGAAAACUUCUGGGAAGUCGGAUUCCCCUCAACACAAACCUGCGUUGAAAGAGGUUAUAUCAGAGAAGAGAAGAAUCCUCAGGCACGUUCACGGAGGAGACAACCACUCAAUGCGUUAUUCUCCCCAAACGAGAGACAGCAGCAGGAGAGCUAACGAGGUCUGUGUCUGUGGCACUGUCUGAUUCACAGCACAACAACUACAUCAACAACAAACCUGUUACUGGGCUGAACUUUCACUGAGGGCUACAAACUCCAUCCUCUUGCCUCAUGUCAAUGUGUCUGUUUUUAUAUGAUUGAAAUAUUUUUGGAUAAAUAAAAGUUCACUAC
Messenger RNA from Toxotes jaculatrix (banded archerfish), 2329 nucleotides. It is a transcript of the gene rbbp8, whose product is annotated as retinoblastoma binding protein 8. Gene Ontology annotation, biological process: double-strand break repair via homologous recombination; DNA double-strand break processing involved in repair via single-strand annealing. The coding region runs from base 222 to 2156 and encodes 644 amino acids. Gene Ontology annotation, molecular function: double-strand/single-strand DNA junction binding; single-stranded DNA binding; double-stranded DNA binding. The record is from RefSeq and is a predicted model, not a curated record. Gene Ontology annotation, cellular component: site of double-strand break. Lineage: Eukaryota; Metazoa; Chordata; Actinopteri; Toxotidae. The transcript is spliced from 19 exons.